Molecule: messenger RNA, 3147 nt
Organism: Helicoverpa armigera (cotton bollworm)
Lineage: Eukaryota; Metazoa; Arthropoda; Insecta; Lepidoptera; Noctuidae
Gene: BicD
Product: protein bicaudal D
Exons: 12
Coding region: 185-2404 (739 amino acids)
Molecular function (GO): cytoskeletal adaptor activity; dynein complex binding
Source: RefSeq, a predicted model, not a curated record
GCCGUGUGACGUCCGUGUCAGAGAGUCAAACAAAACGUUGACAACACUGAAAUGAGCUGUCAAGACGUUUUACCUUUCAGAGAAUGUAGAAACAAUUGAUUUUACACGUUUUAUAUAGUUGUUUUUCUGAGAUUAUUUACUUUGUUUAUGAAGUUAAAAUAUCUAGCCGUCUAACUGUCACACGAUGGCAGCCGCGGCUCAAAGCGAUUUAUCGAUCGCGGAGCUGAAGGCUGAGAUCGAGAGGCUUGGCCGCGAGCUCGACCAAGCCAGCAGCGAGAAGAUCCAGUCGGCGCAACUGGGCCUUGUGCUGCUGGAGGAGAAGUCGGCGUUGCAGCAACGAUGCGACGAGCUCGAGGCCCUCUACGAGAACACCAAGCACGAGCUGGAUAUCACGCAAGAGGCUCUUAUGAAACUAGACACAACUCAGAAGGUAACAACUCGGAGUGGAAUAGAGCAAGAAAAUGCUCUCCUCAACGAGUCAGCUGCUAUGGAGAGCUCCCUCACUCUACAGAUCCUGGAGCUGGAGAGUGAAUCCAAACAGUUGCGUCACGAACUAGACCGCGUGGUGAGCGAACGUGAUCGCUUGCUGGCCGAGAGUUCGGAGCUGGGCCAGGACAAGGUAUCCCGGGAGUCGGAGCGCGUGGCUCUGAGGGCUGAGCUCCGGGAGGCCAGGCAGAGGGAACAGAGACUGUUGGUUGACAUCGGGGAUUUGGAAGACGAGAAUAUCUCGCUACAGAAACAAGUGUCCGCGCUCAGAUCUUCACAGGUUGAAUUCGAAGGCCUAAAACAUGAAGUCAGACAACUUCGCGAAGAGGCAGAAAAUGCGCGUGCCAUGGCCGAAGAGACGGCUGCGUUACGCCGCAUCGCUGAACGACAGCUGGCCGAAGCGCUCGAAGCGCUGCAAGCCGAGAGGGAGGCCAAGUUCGCUGCCAAGAAGGAACUUGACGCUCACCUUAGCAGGGAAGCUGCGUACAACAUCACUAACUUGGCAUACAGUAUACGAGGUAUGCCAGACGACGGCACAGAGGACGAGGGUGAACCGGGCGGUUCGUCAUCAGCGGAACUGGCGGGCGCUAUGGGCGACCACCACGCCGACCUCUUCUCUGAAGUGCAUCUGCACGAGAUAUCCAGGCUCGAGAAGCAGCUGGAACAGGCACAUAAUGAAAACAGUCAACUACAAGCGUCGAUGCGCAGCGCCCAGGUGACGGCGGAGAGCGAGAGCGCGGCCGCCGCACUGCUCCGCGCCGGCCUCACACGUGCUGCAUCUCGCGUCACCGCCUUACAUGCCUUGCAUUCCGACUGUGCACCACUGGACGAGGAGAAGGUCGAAUCCGGUGGAGUAUCAGCUCGGGCUGCCAAAUGGCUGACAUGGUGGCGAGUGUCCGGCGGCGAGUUGUCCGGCCUGGCCGCGCUACUGUCCGAGCUAUCGUCCGGCGCGGUGCCGGCGGACGGGUCGGCGGCGUCGGCGGCCGCGUUGCAGAGGGCGGCGCUGGCGCAGCUGGCUGAUAGAGUCGCUGAGGCCGAAGUGCGAUGUGCCGCGUUGCAGGCCGAUGCUGAUCUGUUGAGGACUCUUGCCGGAGGAGCGGGUCGUGCCCUGUCGACGGCGGCGCCGGCGCUGCUGUCGGCGGCGGAGACGCUGGCGCAGAUCUACCACCACGUGUGCGCCGUCAACGGCACGCAGCCCGAGCGCGUGCUGCUCGACCACGCGGGGCAGAACAUAGUAUCAGGCGCCGAAGACCGCGGUGCGGAGGCCGAAGCCCUAGCCCUCGCAGCGGGCGAGCUGGAAGGCCUGCGGGCGGCGGGAGGCGUGGCGCGGUCGGCCGACACGCUGCUGGACCAGCUCACGCAUCUCCGCGCUGCACUGGACACUGCGCUCGACUCCAGGAACAGGCAUCAACCUGUAAUGGAGACCGAAGAGCGCGGCGCCGAGGUGGUAGAACUCCAAGAACAGGUGAUCAAGCUGAAGUCCCUGCUCUCCACCAAGAGGGAACAGAUCGCCACGUUGCGUACCGUCCUCAAGUCCAACAAGAACACCGCCGAGGUUGCUCUCGCCAACCUCAAGAGCAAGUACGAGACGGAGAAGAUUAUUGUUACCGAGACCAUGCUGAAGCUCAGGAACGAGCUGCGGCUGCUUAAGGAAGAUGCUGCUACCUUCUCUAGUCUCCGCGCGAUGUUCGCGGCGCGGUGCGAGGAGUACGUGACGCAGGUGGACGAGCUGACGCAGGCGCUGGCGGGCGCCGAGGAGGAGAAGAAGACCCUCAACCAGCUGCUGCGCCUCGCUGUGCAGCAGAAGCUCGCCCUCACGCAGCGCCUCGAGGAGCUCGAGGUGGACCGCGAGAUGCGCACGCGGCGCGUGCCGAAGGCGGGAGGCGGCGCCACGCGCGCGCGGGGGCGGGACUUCUAGCGACUCGUGUCGGCGCUCAAGGCCGCCGCCGCCGCCCUGCGCGCGCUGCUCGCGCCCGCCCCCCGCGUGCGCAGCUAGGCGCCGCCCGCCCGCCCGCGGCCCCGCCCAACGCGCAGCGCCACGAAUUUAUAGUGUUUAGUGUGGGGCGUGCCGAGCGGCCGCAACUAUUUUAUAACUGUGCGCUCCCUUGAGACUAAAUUAUUUAUACGUUUUAUAAAAUUUUAAUCUAAUUAAUGGUAGGUACGGGUGUGAGGGGGGAGCCUCGGCGCGGCGCGGGGGGCGGGGCGCGGGCCCGUCGUCCGUGAACCGUCAAACUGUGCAGCCGCGCCCGCCGCCACCCGCGCCCGACGCGAUAGAGACGAACAUAGAGUUAAUGGAAUAAAAACUAGGUAGUCGUCGAGGCUCCCCGCCUGGUGACAGUUGGUGUGUAAUAUUAAAGUUGACUGAUUUUUACCGCGAGCCCCGUCGGGCCGGUGCGUUGUUGUUGUUGCCGCAGAGUGUCGGCACACGUGUCGUACGUGUCGCUCGCACGUGUCGAUGUUGCGUCUCGUUCGCGAUCGUGCCGCGCGUCACCGAUCCAGAUUUGAUAUCGAAUUUCCUCAAUAUAUCUAUCUAUUGCACGUCUCAAAUUGAUGUUUAUCGAGUAUUUUUGUAAUAGGAUCAGUGUAUUUUAUUACGCAUAUGAAUUUAUGACCGUUGUUACGAUAUCGCAGAAGACACGGCGGCGCAGCGGGCGGCCGGCC